Sporothrix schenckii 1099-18 is the source of this 246-nucleotide messenger RNA. Its product is annotated as dolichyl-phosphate mannosyltransferase polypeptide 2, regulatory subunit. Gene Ontology annotation, biological process: GPI anchor biosynthetic process. The transcript is spliced from 2 exons. NCBI's taxonomy places the organism in Eukaryota, Fungi, Ascomycota, Sordariomycetes, Ophiostomatales, Ophiostomataceae. The record is from RefSeq and is a predicted model, not a curated record. Bases 1 to 246 code for a protein of 81 amino acids. Gene Ontology annotation, molecular function: enzyme regulator activity. Gene Ontology annotation, cellular component: dolichol-phosphate-mannose synthase complex; endoplasmic reticulum membrane.
AUGCUCGUGGCUGCUUCCGUCGUCUUCCUUUACUACACCAUCUGGGCUCUGUUGAUGCCCUUUGUCGAUGCCGACCACCCGCUCCAGAACUUCUUCCCGCCGCGCGUCUGGGCCAUCCGCAUCCCCGUCAUCCUCAUCCUGCUGGGCUCGGCCGUUGUCGGCACGUUCCUUAGCAUCGUCAUGAUCCGCAGCAACCGCAAGAAGUCGUCCAAGGCGAAGGCGGCUGCCGCCAAGAAGAAGGCGUAA